This is a messenger RNA of Loxodonta africana (African savanna elephant), 916 nucleotides long. RefSeq names its product Sad1 and UNC84 domain containing 3 (gene SUN3). NCBI's taxonomy places the organism in Eukaryota, Metazoa, Chordata, Mammalia, Proboscidea, Elephantidae. Gene Ontology annotation, cellular component: meiotic nuclear membrane microtubule tethering complex; nuclear envelope. The record is from RefSeq and is a predicted model, not a curated record. Gene Ontology annotation, molecular function: protein-membrane adaptor activity. The transcript is spliced from 8 exons. The coding region runs from base 1 to 807 and encodes 268 amino acids.
AUGUCCAAAGAGCAACUGGAACUUUUAAAGAGGGAAAGCCAAACUUUGGAAAACAAUUUCCGUGAAAUCCUAUUUUUAAUAGAACAAAUAGAUGUUCUAAAGGCAUUACUUAGAGAAAUGAAGGACGGAAUGUACAAUCAUAGCUGGAAUGAGGACCCUGUUGAGGAACAGGACAAGGGCAUUCUUGAUGAGGAAAUGUCAAACUUGGUAAGUUAUGUACUUAAAAAGUUGAGAGAAGACCAAGUCCAGAUGGCUGAUUAUGCUCUUAAGUCCGCUGGAGCCUCCAUCAUUGAAGCUGGAACUUCGGAAAGUUACAAAAAUGAUAAGGCAAAAUUGUACUGGCAUGGGAUAGGAUUCUUAAAUUAUGAAAUGCCUCCAGAUAUUAUCCUUCAGCCAGAUGUCCACCCUGGGAAGUGCUGGGCUUUUGCAGGCUCCCAGGGGCAUACCCUCAUUAAGCUUGCCAAGAAGAUUGUACCAACUGCUGUUACCAUGGAGCAUAUCUCAGAGAAGAUCUCUCCCUCAGGAAACAUCUCCAGUGCACCCAGAGAAUUUUCUGUCUAUGUGAGAAAAUAUGCCUGUAAGGAAACACAGGCUGGCAUCUCAAAAGAAUGUAAAGGAGAAGAAAUUUUCCUAGGCCACUUUAUGUACAACAAAAAAGAAACCACUGUUCAAACAUUUGGACUCCAGCAUGAAGUUUCUGAAUACUUAUUAUGCGUGAAACUGAAAAUUCUCAGCAACUGGGGGCACCCAAAUUAUACUUGUUUGUAUCGAUUCAGGGUUCAUGGCAACCCAGGAAAUCACACCUAGAAAAGCCGCUGUUGGAGGUCAAGCCUGCAGUUUCAAGGAUACCCGAGUUUUCUUAUUCCAUUAGAUUAUACAGCCCCCUUCGGGAGGGUCAAAAAUUAGGAGCAGGAGA